UAAUGGGCGUGCCUUUUCGUCGUCGUUUGUGUACCGCAUCUUGCAUUUUUGCGAGAUUGUUAUAUUUAAAUUUGGUGGCUGAGCUGAUUAAACGCGGGUUAAAAUGCACUUGUGGUUUAUGUGUACAAAAUUGACGACGUGUAACGGUAAUCGGAUUUUGUUACAAAGAGAGGAGCUUUGAGUGCGUGGUCAGGAACGUGCCGUUUCGUGAAAGUGAUAGCUCCUUUUGCUGGACAUCCUCGCUGCUUAAGUUAGCCUGCUUGAUGGGCAGAUAAAUGGAGCACAAGUCGAGAAGAGCGUCAGGAAAUGGAUGCCGCCUCCAGAACCUUGCUAUGUGCAGCACCAUUGUAAAGUUCAAUGGACACCUUACCCAAAGUGACCCUCUUCAUAACCCUGUUCUCAUUAUUGGACAACCCAAAAACCUUGCCAAAAUCACAUUUGAUGAUGUCAAGUGCAAGCUUGAGCCCCGUGUUGGAGAGGAGAUGUUCAAAGCGGCUGUGGGCUCGUUGCACCCUUCACCCACUGACAACUGCUUCUUAUACUUGAAUCUAGCCAUUGUGGCAGCAUUGCCAACCAAAUGCUCACGUCACAAUACUCCGUCACAUGCUCACUCACUCACCAAACUGGUGAAGAACCUUACGUCUGGAGUGGAUGAGUUUGUUGUGGUAGUAUGUGAGUGGCAAGAUGUGUUUGCCAGUGCUUGUGCUGUUGCCAGAGCAUUUCCAGUGUACACUCGAAAGUCCAGUGGUACUCCAGGGUCUCACAGUGUUACAGUGGAGUUCCUGCUUGUGGAUGGAGCAUACGGAGGUCGCCACUUGGGUGAGCCUGAAUUGCGCUGUCUCACUGCAGCUGCAGAAGGCAUUCAGUUGACAGCGAAGAUUGUUGACACUCCUUGCCAUGACAUGAAUACAGAGGCCUUUAUCAAGGAGGUGGAAAAUGUUGGAAGUACUCUAGGCCUCAAGCCCACUAUAAUCAAGGGAGAGGAACUUAAUACCAAAGGUUUUGGAGGUCUGUAUUCUGUCGGCCGUGCAGCAGUGCAUCCACCUGCACUUGUCAUCUUGAGCCACACACCAGAGGGCUCUCAAGACACGAUUGCCUGGGUUGGCAAAGGCAUUGUCUAUGACACAGGAGGGCUCUGCAUCAAGUCAAAGACUGCUAUGUGUGGCAUGAAAAGAGACUGCGGUGGAGCUGCUGGGAUUCUUGGAGCUUUUUAUGCUGCCGUAAAACUAGGGUUCAGUGAUAAUCUUCAUGCUAUCUUCUGUCUGGCAGAAAAUGCUGUUGGUCCAGAUGCAACACGGCCUGAUGAUAUAAUUACAAUGUACUCUGGCAGAACUGUUGAAAUCAAUAAUACUGAUGCUGAAGGACGUCUUGUUGUUGGUGACGGGGUGGCAUAUGCACACAAAGACCUGAAGGCUAACAUAAUCCUCGAUAUGGCAACUCUGACUGGGGCACAAGGUGUUGCAACCGGAAAGUACCAUGCUGCCUUGGUUAGCAAUUCUGCUGACUGGGAGGAGUUGGCCAUGCGGUCAGGCAUCCUUUCUGGUGACCUCAUUCAUGCCAUGCCCUUUGCACCUGAGCUGCACUUUGUUGAAUUUGCUAGUGCCCUUGCUGACAUGAAGAACUCGGUGGCAGACCGCAACAAUGCCCAGCCAUCCUGUGCUGGUUUGUUCAUUUGUUCUCAUCUGGGCUUUGAAUAUCCUGGUGUGUGGAUGCAUGUAGAUAUGGCUUAUCCAGUUCACUGUGGUGAAAGGGCAACUGGCUAUGGAGUUGCACUCCUCCUGACCUUGUUCGGACACUGUUCAAAGAACCCACUUUUGAAAGAGCUUUCAUCUUGGUGUAGUGCCAAUGCAGAUGAUGUAGAAAGGGCCACGAAGAAAAUCCGGUUGGUCUAGCGUAAUUUUUUUUUUUUCAAGGCUUUAUUGCUAGGCCAGACUCCAGUAUGCUUUUUUUUUUUAAUUAAGAAAAAUUUCAGUCUGUUUGACGUGGUGUUUUUAAAUAAGACAAUGCCACGAGUACAUCUGCUACCCAUUAAAUUGUGUAGAGGCCAUGAUGUUUGACUUGUGGUUGUGUGCUUACAAUAUUUGUGUGGCUGUGACAAGAGUUACAAUUAAACAUUUUCACCCAUCUGA
This is a messenger RNA of Dermacentor silvarum, 2129 nucleotides long. RefSeq names its product probable aminopeptidase NPEPL1 (gene grsm). The coding region runs from base 276 to 1892 and encodes 538 amino acids. Gene Ontology annotation, molecular function: metalloaminopeptidase activity; manganese ion binding. Gene Ontology annotation, biological process: proteolysis. The record is from RefSeq and is a predicted model, not a curated record. Gene Ontology annotation, cellular component: cytoplasm. NCBI's taxonomy places the organism in Eukaryota, Metazoa, Arthropoda, Arachnida, Ixodida, Ixodidae. The transcript has 12 exons.